Myotis brandtii (Brandt's bat) is the source of this 1613-nucleotide messenger RNA. RefSeq names its product thrombopoietin (gene THPO). Gene Ontology annotation, molecular function: cytokine activity; hormone activity. Gene Ontology annotation, cellular component: extracellular region. The coding region runs from base 313 to 1374 and encodes 353 amino acids. Lineage: Eukaryota; Metazoa; Chordata; Mammalia; Chiroptera; Vespertilionidae. The record is from RefSeq and is a predicted model, not a curated record. Gene Ontology annotation, biological process: positive regulation of hematopoietic stem cell proliferation; positive regulation of ERK1 and ERK2 cascade; cell population proliferation. The transcript is spliced from 6 exons.
GGCAGAAGUGGCCCAGGCAGGCGUGUGACCCCACUGCUGGGAAGGGGCUAUGCCCCAACGCCACAAGCUUUCCUACCCAUCUGCUCCCCAGAGUGCCUUCUGCUCUGCACCUGGGUCCUGGAGCCCUUCUCCACCCGGAUAGAUUCCAGACCCUCUUUCUCAGCCCACCUGUGCCGUGCCCCACCCCACUCUGUGUGCCCCACCCCACUCUGCCCAGAAGUGCAAGAGCCCAAGCCGCCUCCAUGGCCCCAGGAAGGAUUCAGGGGAGAGGCCCCACACAGGGAGCCACUCCACCCAGACAGCCUGGCCAGAAUGGAGCUGACUGAACUGCUCCUCGUGGUCAUGCUUCUCCUAACCGCACGGCUGACUCGGUCUAGCCCGGCUCCUCCUGCCUGUGACCCCCGACUGCUAAAUAAACUGCUACGUGACUCUCAUGUCCUUCACGGCAGACUGAGCCAGUGCCCAGACAUUAACCCUUUGUCCACACCUGUCCUGCUGCCUGCUGUGGACUUUAGCUUGGGAGAAUGGAAAACCCAGACGGAGCAGACCAAGGCACAGGACGUUCUGGGGGCGACGACCCUCCUGCUGGAGGGAGUGAUGGCAGCACGGGGACAGCUGGGACCCACUUGCCUCUCAUUCUUACUGGGGCAGCUUUCUGGACAAGUUCGCCUCCUCCUUGGGGCCCUGCAGGGCCUCCUUGGAACCCAGCUUCCUCCACAGGGCAGGACCACAGCUCACAAAGAUCCCCAUGCCAUCUUCCUGAGCUUCCAGCAGCUGCUCCGAGGAAAGGUGCGCUUCCUGCUGCAUGUGGUAGGGCCCACCCUCUGUGCCAAGCGGGCCCUACCCACCACAGCGCUCCCACACAGUACCUCUCUACUCCUCACACUGAACAAGCUUCCAAACAGGACUUCUGGAUUGUUGGAGACAAACUCCAGUGUCCCGGCCAAAACUACUGGCUCUGGACUUCUGAAGAGGCUGCAGGGAUUCAGAGCCAAGAGGCCUGGUCUGCUGAACCAAACCUCCGGGUUCCUAGACCAAAUCCCCGGACAACUGAACAGGACACACGGACCUUUGAAUGGAACUCAUGGACUCUUUCCUGGACCCUCACCCAGGGCCCUCGGAGCCCUGAAUAUUCCUCCAGGAACUUCGGACAUGGGUUCCCUGCCACCCAACCUCCAGCCUGGAUAUUCUUCUUCCCUAACCCUUCCUCCCAUUGGACAACAUACACUCUUCUCCCCUUUACCCACCGUGCCCACCCCCACGGUCCAGCUCCAACUCCCGCUUCCUGACCCCUCUGCUGCCAUGCCCAACCCUACCAGUCCUCUUCUGCCUGCGGCCCACCCUCACUUCCAGAACCUGUCUCAGGAAGAGUAAGGUACUCAGGCACUGCCAACGCCAGCAGUGUCUCCCGUGUGUAAUCCUCUUACCCAGAGGAGAGGCCUGGGAGACAACUGCAACUCCACCAGAUUCCCUGCUGUCACCUGGAACCCAAAGCCCUGGUAAAGGCAGAUACAUAGGACAGAAAGGGGGUUGUUUUUCACUGUUUAAAACACCAGAAGCUUUUUUAAAAAAUGUUUUUAUUGAUUUCAGAGAAAGAAAGGGGGAGGGAGAGA